AUGAAAUCAUUCUUUUUAACUCUGGCCACGGGCUUCAUGCUCAGUGGUAUGGGCCUUGCGUUUCCAGUGGAGGGAACUGACUCCCAAGAUCCUGGCUUUCUUGCUUUCCUUUCUAAGCGAGCCAUAAUAAGUACAGACAACACUUGCGGAAAUUCGUUCGCAGGAGCAAACAAUAGCUAUUCAUGUGACGCUACUGUAAACACGGGAGGAUGCUGUUCGGCCUAUGGAUAUUGUGGUAACACAACUGACUACUGCGGAGCUGGUUGCCAAACUGCCUUUGGAACUUGUACCGGAACAACAGUCCAACCUUCAGAAAACACUUUCACAUGCGGAGCGAGCAAUGGUGGGCUUUCUUGUACUGGAGGACUUUGCUGUUCUACAUCGGGAUAUUGUGGAAACACAACAGAUUAUUGUGACGUAGGAUGUCAGUCUGCAUUUGGAACUUGUACCACUGCUGCUGCCGAGCCAACCACAGGAGGAACUUGUGGUCCAAACUUUGGUGGUGCAACUUGUGGAGGAAACCAAUGCUGUAGUGUUUCCGGAUACUGCGGAACCACCCAAGACUAUUGUGCUGAUCCAGGAAGCUGCUUACUUGGAUAUGGAAGAUGCGACUCAGAUGCAACGCCUGCCGGAGCAUCAACUCUUAAUGUUGCAAGACCAUUGACAGGACCUAUCACCUACACGGAUGACAUCUAUGACUGCGUGCAAAAUAAUGUCGUAGCUCUUACUUACGACGAUGGUCCAUACAAUUAUACAUCCGAUCUCCUCGACAUUCUAAAGUCGUAUGGUUAUCAAGCGACAUUUUUCAUCACCGGAAACAACAACGGAAAAGGAGAAAUCGAUACUACCGCUCCCUAUCCAUCUUUGAUUCAACGUAUGAUUGCUGAAGGACAUCAAGUUGCAUCUCAUACCUGGAGUCAUUACUCUCUUUCAAAUAUAUCACACGACCUUCGAAUGCAACAGAUGGUGAAGAAUGAGAUGGCCUUCAAUAACAUCAUCGGAAAAUGGCCAACUUACAUGAGACCUCCUUAUUCUGAUUGUACUGAGGCAUCAGGAUGCUGGGCAGAUAUGCAAACUCUAGGGUACCACAGGGUCUAUUUCGAUUUGGACACCCAGGAUUAUUUAAACCCCUUGCCAUCGCAAAUUCAGAACUCCAAGAACAUUGUACAGAAAGCACUUGCUGCAACAGCUGUUCAAGACUACCUGUCUAUCCAGCACGAUAUUGUACAGCAAUCUGUUGGCAACCUUUCCACCUACUAUUUCGAUCAAAUCAAGGCCAGAGGAUGGAAGGGCGUUACGGUUGGUGAUUGUUUGGGUGACACCGAUAGAACAAAUUGGUAUCGCUCUCUCACCUCCGGUUCAACCGCGUCAUCUUCUGUUGCAGUCUCAUCCCAAAGCGCUUCUACAAGCGCAAAGACUAGUGGUACAUCAGGAACUAGCGCUACAACUGCCAAAAGUUCUACUGUAUCCGCGACUAUAACAACUUUAAAACCCACAAGCUCUGUAAAGAGUUCAACGACGGUCAAGCAAUCGACUUCGACGACUUUACCGACGCCAACCGUAGUCCCAACCCCGGCGGCAACAUGCGCUGUGACAGUUGGAAAAUGGUGUGGUAAGGUUACCCCUUUCAACACCAUGUUGACAUGCCAAAAAUCAGCCGCUGCCUGUUAUGCAGACACCUUAAAAUGUGCUACAACUGCUGGCUGGAAGAAUCUUUCAAAAUGCGCUGCUUUCACCAAAAUUUGUGAGAAGCUGCCACUUUAUUGUCUGACAUGUGUCAAAGCCGGUUGUUCGAAUACGGCUUUUGGUUAUUAA
Molecule: messenger RNA, 1815 nt
Organism: Botrytis sinoallii
Lineage: Eukaryota; Fungi; Ascomycota; Leotiomycetes; Helotiales; Sclerotiniaceae
Exons: 3
Coding region: 1-1815 (604 amino acids)
Biological process (GO): carbohydrate metabolic process
Molecular function (GO): chitin binding; hydrolase activity, acting on carbon-nitrogen (but not peptide) bonds
Source: RefSeq, a predicted model, not a curated record